CUACGCCUAAACCUCCAUCACUACUCGAUAUAAGUAAGAAGAGGGGAUACAAGUUCAGCAUGCAAUUGAUAUAUAAACUCAAGAAGCUAAAAAGUUAAGUGGCACUCGGUGCACCAAAGAAAUGGACUAUGUCACUGGUUUGCUUAUUUUGGUAAGUGUUCUCUUAUCAGUAGCACUGAUUCUACUAAAUCUAAAUGGCAAUCACCGUACCAAGAGUCGACCUCCAGGGCCCCCAGGAUGGCCAGUCAUCGGCAACAUUUUUGAUCUUGGAACUAUGCCACACCAGACUUUAUACAAGCUAAGGUUCAAGUACGGACCUGUGCUUUGGUUAAGACUAGGUUCCAAGAACACUAUGGUGAUACAAUCGGCAGCAGCAGCGGAAGAGCUGUUCAAGAAUCACGACUCCAGUUUCUGUGACCGCUCGUCUCUUGAUGUCCUUACAUCCCAUAACUACUGCAAGGGAUCACUUGCAAUUGGCCGGUAUGGUCCAUUUUGGCGAGUUCUCAGGCGUAUUUGCACCAUGGAACUUAUGACUAACAAGAGAGUCAAUGAAACUGCUCCACUACGGCGAAAAUGUAUCGACCAAAUGAUCAAGUAUAUUGAAGAGAAUGUAGCAGCUGCUAGCGCAAGGGAAGAAGCAACAGAGGUAGAUUUGGUUCAUUUGCUAUUCUUGACAGCAUUCAAUGUAGUUGGUAACCUGACACUCUCGCGAGAUCUUUUAGACCCACAUUGCAAAGAAGGGCAUGACUUCUAUAAGGCCAUGGACAAGUUCAUGGUAUGGGUUGGGAGGCCAAAUAUUGCAGAUUUUCUACCAUUCUUUAAAUGGAUAGAUCCUCAAGGGCUGAAAAGAAACAUGAACAGAGACCUAGGCCAAGCCAUCAGAAUUAUAUCAGGGUUUGUGAAAGAAAGGAUUGAGGAGAAUAAAUUAGGGAAAGAAAGAAAGACCAAGGAUUUCCUAGAUGUGUUGUUGGAUUUUAAAGGUGAUGGCAAAGAAGCCCCUCAAAAGAUCCCAUAUGACAAGGUCAUUAUAAUCGUAUUGGAAAUGUUUUUUGCAGGAUCAGAGACUACAAGCACUACAAUGGAAUGGGCAAUGGCAGAACUACUGCGCAGCCCUGACAAAAUGAAAAAGCUGAAAGAAGAACUGGAUGAAGUUGUUGGAGAAAAUAAUAAGGUGGAAGAGAGUGACAUUGACAAACUUCCAUAUCUGCAAGCUGUGGUGAAGGAAACACUCAGGUUACAUCCUGCAAUUCCUUUACUCCUUCCAAGAAAUGCCAUGCAAGAUACAAACUUUAUGGGAUACCACAUACCCAAAAAUACACAAGUAUUUGUAAAUGCGUGGGCAAUAGGAAGAGAUCCAGAUUCUUGGAAGGAUCCUUUGACAUUCAAGCCUGAAAGAUUUCUUGGUUCAAACAUUGACUACAAGGGUCAGGAUUUUCAGCUGAUUCCAUUUGGGUCAGGAAGAAGAAUUUGUGUGGGCAUGUUAUUGGGUCAGCGAGUAAUUCACCUUGGUUUGGCUUCUCUAAUUCACUAUUUUGAUUGGGAAAUGGGCAGCAAUUCUAAUUCAGAGACCAUAGACAUGAAUGAGAGGACUGGAAUAACAGUUCGUAAGCUUGAUCCUUUGAAAUUAGUACCAAAGAAACGCACGAAGUUAAGAAACUAGAAUAACAGCAUCAAUUGUUAUUUGGGUAUUAUCUACUUAUCUUCCAUGCUUACAGGACACGAAUAAAAUGUAUGGUUGUAGGAAAAAUGUGAAUUUAAUGGAGUUGAAUUAUUUACUUCAAAUUACUAGAGGCUGCCAUAGAUAAAUAAGUCUACUAUGUAUAAAUUAAGUUGUAUGAUCUUUUAUCAUGUUUCAAUAAUUCUAAGAUUGUGACUUUAAAGGAA
Messenger RNA from Ricinus communis (castor bean), 1884 nucleotides. RefSeq names its product iridoid oxidase. Gene Ontology annotation, molecular function: iron ion binding; oxidoreductase activity, acting on paired donors, with incorporation or reduction of molecular oxygen; heme binding. Bases 122 to 1660 code for a protein of 512 amino acids. Lineage: Eukaryota; Viridiplantae; Streptophyta; Magnoliopsida; Malpighiales; Euphorbiaceae. The transcript has 3 exons. The record is from RefSeq and is a predicted model, not a curated record.